Amoebophrya sp. A120 is the source of this 9072-nucleotide messenger RNA. The record is from the annotation of a GenBank genome assembly. NCBI's taxonomy places the organism in Eukaryota, Dinophyceae, Syndiniales, Amoebophryaceae.
AUGAUCGGAGGAGGUGGUUUAAGUACUAUUAUUUCCAAAAGCAGAGGUAUGGGAGUGUCAGGAUCGAAAUCAACAAAAUCGAAAUGCUUUGUGAUGCAUAAAAUCAAUACCACUUGGGGCCGCAGUUUCCAAGUGGCGCAUGACAAAUUUCGGGAGUACAAAAAUCCAGUCUGUCAUGCUGUUUGGGCAAAGAAGGCGGCUCCUCUCAUGCUACUCUGGCAGCACAUUCCAUACCCCUAAACAGGCUUGCAAUCGGCCUCAUUUGCCUGCUCCCCAACACAGGCCUUACGUGCUCUACAUUUUAUGCAUUACAAAUUUUUUGAUUUUGUCGAUUUCGAUCCUGACACUCUCAUAAGAGGAGCUGAUAGCACCGGAGCUACUCUGCGGAGGUGGCGUUCUUUUCCCUUGACCAUGGUAUUGAUAUUGUUGUUUGUUCCAUGCGGAAUAGGCAUCAGGAAGCCCUCUUCUAAAAAUCUGCAAUGCAGCAGCGAGGGCAUGCAUUAUUACAGCCGUCUUCAUGUUGGGUCAUGCAAAGUACUUAUGUCGAUGACAAACCUGGCAUUAAUCUCGAUCUCCAGACCCAGAUCGAUAUUUGCAUUUGAUAUCUACAUAUCAACUGUAAAAAUGUCUGGAUCUGGAAAAGUGCAACUUGUGAUGCUGCAUUUGGAUUCCAAAAAAAUCUGUAUUGCAUGAGUACCAAAGGGAAUGUAAGUUUUCCUACGCGGAGAGGGCAUUUGUCAUGCGGAAUAGGCAUCAGGAAGCUCUCAAAAAAUCUGUGAUGCUAGGGCAUGCAUCACAGACAUCAAGGCUCAUGCAAAACGUGCGUGACAAGUGUCAGAAUCUUCCAGACCCAGACAUUUUUACAUUUGAUACUACACACAACUUCGCGAUUUUUACAAAACAGGAGCUGAUCGAGAUCGGAGGAGGGGGUUUAUUUCGAUUUCCAACAGUUAGUAUGAAAUGUAAAAACUACGUCUGGGUCUGGAAACUUGUAAUGCUAAAAAUGAAUGAUAGACGGGACGCACUGCAGUACGCAGCUACGCAUGACAAAUUUUUCGGCUGCCAUGUCUUACCUAUUUCGCAUGGCAAACUGCGUUUUUGCAUGACAGGUAAAAGGGCUUAUUUUUCGUGCCUAUGCAACACAGAUUCUCGAGUCAUGCCAGACAAGCAUGACAAACUUGCAUUCUUCCAGACCCAGACACUUUUACAGUUGAUAGUUAGUGCUGGCGCAGCUGCGGGAGGUUGUAGGAAGAGGAACAUCAUCAAAGCAACAACUCUAUGAAUUGCAAAAAUGUCUGGGUCUGGAAGAUUGCUAUGUUUGUCAUGCACAUUUUGCAUGACCCGUGAUGUCUGUGAUGUAUGCCCCAGCAUCACAAAUGUUCUGCGGGCAUCUUGAUGCCUAUGCCGCAUGAGAAAUCCCCUCUCCGCGGAGCAAAAACUGGACGCCUCUUGCUGCUCAUGCAAUACAGGUUUUUUUGGAUUCCAAAAAUAGCAUCACAAGUUGCAUCCUUCCAGACCCAGACAUUUUUACAUUUGAUAAACUCCCCGCAGUUCCUUUAUUUAUACCACGAGCAUUACGGAAACGUGGUGGCGCACGAUCCUACUUCAAUACGUUUUUUUAUGGAGUUCCACUCAAACGCUUUCGGUACAACAUUUUGUUUGUUUGUUCGUGCUCAUGCGGGAAGGUGGGAACGCGUUUACACACCUUUUUUCUCUAGCGCUAUUUCAAGAAAAAUCCCUGUUUCGAAAGCCUGUGAAAAAAGACAACAACUAAAACCACUUUUCCUACCUCUGCUUGCUACCGAAAAAGCCAACUCUUACGCUAAAAUAAAAGUUAUUCCCACACUGAAACUUGAACUACGAUGCUUUGAUCGUUUCCGCUUACUACUCUUUACCUCGUCCUUUCUCGUGCUGAUGUUGUUGCUCAACCAAAAAAUUUCACUACUGUUGUCGAAGUUAAAGUUUCAAAUUUAAGGUCUACAAGUCGCAAAGUCUAUAGUUGAAUUUCGAUCCUUAAGCUUGCUUUCGUUGUGGAAAGUUUUCGAAUGAGGUGCAAGUUUUCUGGACUUACACUGUUUUCCAAAGUCGUUCUGAUUACGAGUUUUUCUGAAAGUUAAGUGCAGGAAGUUGCAGCACUAUUGGUUUUGGUUCGAGUAAAAACAAAGUAGCCCUUUCUGUAAUUUUUCAACUUUUCAAAGUCACGGCACUACAACGGGGCUACGGCACACACUGCACUGGGCUGCUCAGUGGACAUUUCCUCUCUCGCAGGCUGCCGGAUUUUUCCCCCACCGACGGCCCCGCUGCAGCGCGCCUUGCUUCGCCGCCGCUCCGGCCCAUGGAUGUGCCACCGUUCGUCCCUAGUUAUCGCUAUCGGCCAGCAUGCGCAGGUUCGUAACUGGGGUAGCGGGGGGCGCAACAGCUCUGGGCCCACAUACCUGUGGGUUGUGUGUGGGCGGAAGCAGGACAGGCCGCGACAGAAUUCCAUGCAAGCAGAAGCACACUACCACCAGUACUAUCAUCUGCAUCAUCGUCAGCAUGUAGUCGCCGGAACGUUCAACAGUACAGAGUACCUGGUGGGUGCACCUCUCCCCGCCUCGAGGGGAAAGAUGCAGCCCGUUCCCGCGUUCGUUGCCUGCGCGGGUGUUCUGCAUUGCUGGUAGGUUGCGCUCCUCCGGCGGCCGUUACACGAGGAGGGAUGUGUGCAGCUGGCAAGGGUGCUAGUGUCAUGUCUCGGUCUUGGGCAUGCUGAGCAGGGCGAACACGAGGUAGCGGUCGUGGGACAGGGAACCUGCGAUGUGACAGCAGGGACGAGACAGGUGCGGCGCACACAGUAGCUCUUCCAAAUCAAAACAAUCUGCUUCACGAAUUUUCGAUGGCCAGGAAGACGGGCGGAACGCAUAACAGAGUACCUGAAGGGUGCGCCCCCUUCGAUGUCUCCCUGAAGGAGGGCGCAGCCCAGUCUCGACGUUUCGCGUUGUGUGCAGGCGGUGGCUACAUCUUCUACCCCGGCCUUGAGAUAGGUAAACAUCACCGCACUGGCAGUCGGCUUCCGCUCCUGCUAGUCGGAUCACAGAGUUUGUCUGGAUGGGUAUUGUCGGCUCGGGUUCAGCGUGUGCUCGUGGUCGAUUUGGUUUCCUUUCUCCCCUCCCGCUUGGAGGGUUGUCUGUGUUUUGGCUUUGUGUGUUACGCUCCUGCGCCGUCUGUCCGGCACCGGCUUCCGGUCCAGCAUAGGUGGCGCACCGCCGGGAACGGCCCCACCAGGGGGGUGAGGAGUUCGUUGGCUUGGGCCAGCGCGCUGGCUACUUCGCGUGGCUUCUUUUUGCACUCCUCUAGGCCCCCGACUCCCGACGCUUCGAAGAAUGGACGGGUCUCCGGGCAGGAUUGGACCAAAUGCGCGGUCGUUGCGCAUUGUACCCCACACAGGGCACAUGGCAUGUCCUCCCCCGACGGUUCCGCGGCCAACAAGCCGAAGCGGAGGGCGUAGUACAGUGCUUGGCUGGUUUUGUCGGUGCUGUCUGCUACCAAGUCUCGUCCCCACCCUCCCGUGGUUGCGAGGGUGGUCGCGGUCUUGCUGUGGGUUUCUGCUUGGUGCUGCCUGUCCUCCAGGUCCUGUCGCAGUGCGUUCCUCACUACUCUCUUGGCCUCGGUUUUGAAUUGGCGGCGCGUGACUGGCUCGCCUUCUUCUUGCAGGUCCGGCUCGUUGGCGAACCCUGCGAGGUGGUCGGCCACCACGUUUCCCGCAAUUCCUGCGUGGCCUGGCACGUAUCGGACUACCAACUUCCUGCAGGACGCGGGCGCAUCGCGUGCCGCGGUGUAGAGUUCCGUGUCCAGGUCAUCCCGCAGCCGCGGAUUGAGCAGUGCGCGCGCGUUGGAUUGGCUGUCGGUGCAGAUGGUGGCGCACUCUGUUCGCAGUGCUUUGGUUGCCACCCCCCGGAGGGCUGCGAUCAACGCCAUUCGCUCGGUCUCAAGCGAGUCCGUGCGCACUCCUACUGGCCAGGCCGCCCCGCCCUGGAUGCCAAAGCCAUGGACGAAGACUCCUGCCGCCCCUUGGAACUCUCGCACUGAGCCGUCGCAGUAGAACACCAGGCCCGAGGACUGUAGCGUGUCCACCAGCGAUGGCACUCCCUCGCUCUGCCAGACGGCGCGAAACCGACCUUGUUCCUCCGCCUCGUGGAGGAGGCUGGCCCCCACGCCCGGCAGGGCUCCGGUUUCGGGUAGGACUGUGGCCUUCGCUGCGUUUGACGCCUCCACGACCCCUAGGGCUGCCGUUAGCCAGUCCGCCUCGGUGUUUUCCGCGGUUUGUCUGAGCCCGUCCGCCUUGGGUCGGGCGAACGCUCUCGCCGUUAGUGCUACGGCCUCGACUUUGUACAGUGCUUCUAGCGGCAAAAGCCCGGCGGUCAUCAGCGCGCAGCUGCGGUUGACCCGCCGGAACUUGGGAAGCCCGAGGAUCGCCGUCGCCCCCUCUAGUUGAUUGCACGCUGUUGAGCGCUGCCUUCUCCUUCGCGCCGAGGCCAUGCCAAUACGUCGGCAAGCCAUAGGCCAGCACACUUUCCACGAAAAGCUGGCAGAACAUCCUCACGGACUUGGUUCCUGCGUGCAUGGAUCUGCUGAGGAUCCGCACGGCAGCCAUUCGCUUGGUGGUUGUUUCGCUGAUCACCUGGUAGUGCUUGCUGAAGGUAAGCCGCCGGCCGAACCACACUCCCAGGAACCUGGGGCAGGCCUCGUAGGCCAGUGGUUCGCCGGAGCCUGUGAGGCGCAACUCGUCGAGUUCGCGCGCAAACUCCGUCUGGAAGACCGUAUGCGCGCACUUCCCGGGGGAGAGCUCCACAUUGCUCGCCUUGCAGAAGUCUGAGACGAUGUCCAGCGCGUACUGGAGCUGUGCCUGUGCUUCGCUCUUCGUGUUCUCUUCGUACUCGCAGGUCAGCGCGAGGUCGUCCACGUACGCCAGCGCCUGCACCUUCGGGCACCGCUCUGCCAGUUCCUGGAGUAGCAUGUCUACAAAACUACACCAGACGAACGGCCCCAGGCACGUGCCCUGGGGCUCCCCUUGCCGGAGUGGCACCGCUUGCGACACUUCUUCGUUGAACCGCACGACCCUCGAACGCCCGGUGACAAAGGAGCGGACCCACCGCGUGAGCAGCAGAGACUCCUGUUUUCUCGCUGCGUUUUUGAACUCGGCGCUCCUGCGUAGCAGCCCAUUGAGGAGCAGCGGGAUCGGCACCCUUUCGAGUGCAGAGCUCAGGUCCAGGAAGCACGCUGCGCGCCUCUUGCCCUUCCGCAGCGAGUCCGCGGCCGCCGCCGCUGGCGUCGCCGUGUGGUCGGUCGCGCUCCUCCCCGGGGUGUCCCCAUACUGGUUUCGUGCGUACAGGGAUAGGCCCUCGGCCUGGGACACUGCUCGCAGCCUCCGGAGCGCCGCGCGCUCCCACACUUUUGCUAGGCAGGGCGUUAGUGCUACCGGCCUUAGCGACUUGGGUAAGUCCCCGGGGCGGCCGGGUUUUGGCACCGGCACGCAAACUUCCAGGCGCAACGCUUCGGGCGUGACGCCUUCCGUGAUGCCCUGUGAAAACGUGUCCCGUAAGAGCUUCUUCCCGUCCUGUGUGAAGUUCUUCAACAUCGCGCCCAGGAUGUCGUCCGGCCCCGCCCCCCCCCUUUGGUUUUUGUCCCCGUAGAGCGAACUCUACGUCGUCUAGGUCCAGCCGCAUCGCCUUGCCCGGUGAGAGCUCUGCCGCGAGGGUGCUGCUGUACGUUGCCCACGCCCCUUGCUCUGAUGCUGGGUCGAGAGCUGGGUGAGAGCCGUAGAAGUGCGCGAGUACACACGCGAGCUUCUUAAACGCGUAGCCCCCCGCGUAGCGCAGCGCGCCGGUGUGCUGUUUCGGUGGGGGCCGCCCCUCCAGCUCGCGCAAGAGCUUGAAGGCGCCGCCUGUACUCUGUUCCUUCUGCUUCCGCGAGUUUGUCCGCGGAGCGCUCGUCCUGCCGGCUGUACUCCGCCUGCGCGACCCUCUUUGUGGCUUGCCGUAGCGCGGUGCGCCACAGCAGCUUCUGUCCCGGCGGGCAGAGUGCUAGCCUGCGCAUGCACUCACCUCGCUCUCUCAAGGCGAGGUCUAGCUCCGUGCCGACGCCGGGCGCCGACCCCCUUGGGCGCUUGUGUCUUUUCCGCGCGAUGUUUGUGCGCGGAAUGCUUCUGCGUGUUGCUUCGAAGAUCGCGGUCCUCAAGUACUCCGCCUUCCCCUCGACGGUUGCUUGCUGGGGGUGCGUUUUGUGCUAGGAAGCGCCCGAGGUCUUCCCGGUAUAACGUGCAGUCCGCCCGCUUCAGGUUCAGUCGUGUGUGCCUUUGCGUGACCGGUGCGGGGUCGCGCCACAGCGCGGGGUCCCAGGGUAGUCGCGUCGGGUCUUCCGGUAGGGGCGCCCCCUCUUGUGCGGCGCCGGUGCUGUUCGCCUCUCGCGCGACCUCCGCCUUCGUCCCCUUCUCUGUGCUGGUGCUCUCCACGGCCCCCGGAAGGCCUGUGUCCUGUGUUGCUGUUGCGCACAGUGCCGCUACUGCGCCGGACGCUAGACACAGCACCGCCCCUAGGCCGGGUAGCGAGCGGAGUCGGUCUUGCUUUGCUGGCGGCGUCGUUGUCCCCUCGGCGGCGGCGCGUGCUUGCCUGUGUUUGGCCGCGCGCAGCUCCCGGAUCCGCUGGAGCUUUUCUUUUCGCAGCGCCCUUUUCUGACUGCCUGUCAGCUUCACCCCGCCUUCGGGGGUCUCUUUCGGUGCUUUUGGGUCGUCCUUUGUCCCCGCUGCUUUUGUCGCGUUUCCGUCCUUUUUUGCCGCCCUUUCUUCGUGCUCCUUUACCGCCGCUACGGAGGUCUUGCCCUUUGCUUGGUGCUCUUUUGUCGCCGGGCGGAUCAGGUCGAACACCAGUGCUGCGUGGUCCCCCCCUAUGAGGACAACACUGGGUCCGGUCGGGUCGACCUCGGACGCCGCGGUGUGCAGGCCUGCUGAGAGCAGGACUACAUCUGGCGACGUUUGGGAACACGGCCGCGUUGCCGCCGCCGCGGUGUAGAACUCCAACGCCUCCGCCCUUGCCCAGUGCUGCACUGCACUGGUUCUUGGCUCCUGGGUGUGGUUCGCAUCCCAGGAGAUUGUUACUUCUACGUUCGCCGGGGCCUCUAUUUGUCUUUUACUUCAUCUACUAAGUCGCGAAGAGUGCUGACGACUUUGAGUUCUGUUUCUUGUCGUCGCAUUUUGCAACUUACAUUUUUGCUCCUGCCAAUAGCUGUAGUACGAGGGUUGCGCACCAGGCACAGAGACGUGCAGCAGAGUGGCAACAAAACUUGGCGCCUUUGUCUUAGCCAUCUACUGUCUUCAGUUGAAGUCAGUUCUCAGUAUUUACAAGUACAAACUUGCAAGCAAAUUUCCGCAUUAGCACCUAUCUUCACACAUCAUUUUCACAAUAUUCCUCGUAUGUUCUCAACCAAAAUCUUCACAGCUUUUUAAAAGCUGUGAAGAUUUUUUAAAAGCUGUAAAAUGUGCAUGGAAGUUGUAAAAUUGUACCCUUAAAGGGUACAAUUUUACAAUUUCCAUGCACAUUUACCAUCCUUUUACGCAUUACAAAUUCAAAAUUUCAAUGUAAAACCAUCUCUCAAUUUUGUCAAAAUCUGAAAUCUGUCUUCAGUUGAAGUCAGUUCUCAGUAUUAUUGCCUCUGAAACAGGUUCUUUUUCUUUAUAGCUGCAUUUGAUAGAGCAGGCCAUUUCGUUUGGAGGAGGUUCGCACUUCUAUAGAUUCCUGGUACGGGGAGAGGUAUAAUGUGCGCACCAGAAUAAUAAUGAAUAUGCUUGCUACUAUCCAAGAUAAACAUAAAGCUCAACUGUAUCACUCUACUCAAACAUGUGCAGACUCACCAACGCAGCAAAUUAUUCGGUCAGCAUAACAAACAAGAAGUACUUAAGUAUGGGAGUGUCAGGAUUGAUGAAAUCGACAAAUUUGAGAUAAACUUGUAAUGCAUAAAAUCGAUACUAGUUGGGAGCCCAGUUGUUUUCAAGCGGCGCAUGACAAAGCCUGGCACCGACUAAAUCCAGUCUGUCGUGCUGUUUAGGGACAGAAGGCGUGGUCUUUUGUCAUGCUACUCUAGCAGCUCUAUCGCAGACCCCAAACAGGCUGACAGUCGGCCUCACUUGCCGUCCCUGCCAGAGGCUUCAUGCCUUGCAAUUUAUGCAUGACAAAUUAUUUCAACUUUGUCGAUUUCGGUCCUAACGCUUCCAUAGUAAACUUGUGACGCGUGGCCACACGCAGCGGAUGUUGUCAAGUGGACGCCGUCUAUGCAUUGCAAAAAUAUCGUGCUCGUAUAAAUGCAUUACAAAUCCCCUUAGCAUGAGAAAAAAAUUUUGUAAUGCGGAUUUGACUUGACAAGAAAAUUUGUAAUGCAUGACUGCAAUACGAGUGCGAUGCUUUUGCACAGGAUUCCGGCGCUUCCUCCUGGAUGUCGUUUUCAAGCACGAUUAAAAAACACAAAGUAGCCACUCAAGGAAUGUCCGCAUUACAAGUUGAGGAGUCCGGGACAAUUUUUUGUCGCGAAGAUGAUAUGCAUGGCACACCUUGCUAAGCGUAGUCAACAGGCCCCAUCGAUAGCGAUACGUCGUUGCGCUAAUGAUAGUGUUUCUGAUCAUAGUGCUGCUGGAUGCUAGUUUUCUGUUCUGGCACUAUUUUUAGUUACCAAAUCUGAGACGGAGCCGUACUAAUAUCUUCUGCGUUUGAUAUGUAACAAGAACUGCAGCUGCGUUUUGGUUUUAUUGGCCACGAGAAGGUAGAAGACGGGGCGGUGGAGUUGUGAAAUGAAAAAAAUAGGGCCAAAUAUUGCUGAGGCCGCGAACUACUGGCCAAAUUUUGCUCCUGAGGCCGCGAACUACUGGCCAAAUUUUGCUGAGGCUGCGAAAAAUAUCAUAUACCUACGUGAGGACGGCCUACCAGAAAAGCAAGGGCUUUAUUCCCUUUCUUUUCCACAGGCAAGGACGCAACAAGAAGUCCGUUUGCUGUCGCGGCGCGAGGUUUUAAGUGUCAACAUGCACUUCAUCUAUCAGCAUCGUUUAAAGAU